CAUUGGUGUACACUUUGACCUGUUCCAGAUGUCCGCCGCCCCGUCUGUGGCGGAUUUGUAUGACCAGAAGACAGGCAUGUAUACCACAGCCGUGGGCUCCUACAGGGCGUGGUCUAUUGACGUUGAUCUCGGACCGCCCUGUCCCUCAACACCCGUCCCCUUGGAGGAUGUUCAUGUUUUAAACUACUAUGACGCGCUUCAGUAUUCCUUAUACGAGAACAAUUUUCCGGAAACGGUCGACAGGACCGACACACCGCGGAGAGAAUUCAAGAGCGAUGACGUCACCAUCGCCUUGCUAUCGUCACCAGUAGAAUGCUUUGCAAUUUUACUGGCAGGAGGGCAAAUAUGCCCACGUGAUAUGCUGCUUGUGAUGUCAUCAUCAUGGGUGACAAAGGUCAGGUCUACGAAAAAUCCAGAAUUGUUUUCUCUUUACGUCCAUAAGGCGAUAACCAUGGACGUUGCAGGACAAUCGUUCCUGGACACGUUCAAUCCACCUCGUCGGGUAACGUAUUUCCUAAAUUACUUCACGCGCGCGUGCACGGAUGGUCAAAGAUCAGAUGGGGAGACGCUUGAGUCCGGUCUAGACUGCCCAAUGUCCAGUUCUCUUAAUUUGGUCAAAAACGUGGACGACAAAGUGUGGACUCGGACACUAUUGGCCAACGUCGAUGCUGACUACCCAGAAACGCUAGCCUUCACCUACAAAUGUCGAAUGAAUUAUGACGUAGCUUCCGGAUCGGAUAUUACUGUCAUCAAGCUAGACACAAAAACCGGAACGUCGAACCAGAUACACGAACAGGUUCAGAGAUUUCUUAACACGGCAAAUGUUCUACUGAGACAUAAGGUUGUGGUUAAACCUUCUGGAGUUAUUUGGCAUGGGAGUCUUGGUGUGACGUAUCAUGCUCGAAGUGACGUCAUUGGCAUUGUUGAGGCUGUCGUUCAUCUCCUGAAGGACAUGGAACCAGAAAACGGCAUCCUCGUGGAGACGUUCUACGCUCCGCCCAUUCAGAAUUACAAACAUUUCGCUGAGCUCUCGUUCCGGUUGAGGUCGACGGUGUGUAGAGGAUUCGGUGACCGUCCGAUAACAACUACCCUUAUAUGUGGUGUGGGACCGAGGGACAAGCCUAUCAAUGGCGAUAACACGAUCCCUCAAACGUUUGACACGACGCUGCGCUCAUGUGGAGUUACAAACGCCGAGGAGAGAAAGCGUCUUCGUGACAGGACUUCAAAAAUAUCAGAGGAUCUUCUCGGAGAGAUGAUUAAAAUAGAAAAGGAAAUGACGUCACUAGAACGUGGAGGUGUUGGGGGUCAAACAGAUAUUGUGGGACUAGAUUUCGUUCUCGGAGAGAAAGGCGGUAUUUUGACCCCGAUUGCCAUAGAGGUCAACAGUCACGACUGCACAAUUAACUGUCAGCUGUUCGAAUCAAUGAACCAUGAAACCCAAGGAUGUUCAGUUGGCCCCCUCGUGGAAAAUAUGGCGCAUCGAUCCCAGCGCCACAUAAUGCAGGGGAAGACAAUCCUUGUCAUUGGUGCGGGUGGCUUCAGUAAACGUUUUAUCUGGAAAGCAGCGCGGGAUUACGGAAUCAAGGUUUUUCUCGUGAACGAUGUUCCAGAUUCCUUUGUGUCCAGGGACGUGGACAAAUUCAUUCAAUAUGAUUUCUCCGACCAUAUGCAGGACGACCGGCACGCAAGAAAUAUCAUCCAACUUGUUUCGUCCGACAUUGACGUCGUCGACGGAUGCUGUACAUUCUGGGAAGACUGUGGCCCCCUUGCGGCCAAUAUUUGCGACAAAAUGCAUUACAGUGGUGCCAGUCUACAGGGGGCGCUGAUCGCCAAAAAGAAGAGUUCCACUCAGCAGUUAUUAAGGCAGCGAACAGCUGAUAUUCCACACUUCCCUCGAACGUAUUUGUAUACAGGAAGAUCAGCUGCUAUACGAACAUCCGAGGAAAUUGACACGGCCGCAACGCAUGUUAGAUUCCCUGCCGUCCUGAAACUUGAAUACGGUUCCAGUGCCAUAGGGGUCAAGCUUGUCAAUGACGAAGAAGAGUGCCGAAUCGAGUACGAAAAAAUCCGAAGUUGUCUUCGGCAGGAGUCGGAUCAUCCCGGCAUAGGUCUAGGAUACGGAAAUGACAUGAUGCUGAUGGAGUACUACGAAGGAACAGAACACGACAUCGAUAUCAUCAUCUACAAACGACGACUCAUCGCCGCUUUUAUUUCCGAUAAUGGCCCAACUAGACAAGGAAAUUUUACAGAAACAGCAGCCUCUAUGCCGACAUGCCUCCCACCGGACAAAUCUGGACAGCUGACAACAGCGGCAUACCAAUGUUGUACAGAAGUCGGACUCACAAACGGUGUUUUUAACGUCGAAAUGAUUAUGACGCCAACAGGUCCAAAACUGUUGGAGAUAAAUGCCCGGAUGGGUGGGUUCUACCUCAGAGAUUGGAUCAAAGCUUGCUAUGAUGUUGAUUUACUUCUCUGCUCUUUCAUGAUCGCGGCCGGCGUUAAGCCAAUCUUGCCUCGAACCAUUACGCCUCGUUGCCAUAUCAUGGGAGUUAUGUGCGUUCCCUCGGCCCACAGGGAGACACUGUCCCGUGUCGAUAUCACGAACAAAAUUUACAGUCUGCACGAAUCUCACAAAGUUCGUUACAAUGAGUUGGACGCAGAGGAAAGUUUAGACGCAGACGAAGAUGUUGAAGAACCUUUCUCUAAUUUCGCCGUGGUGGCCGAUGAUUUGGAAACGGCAAAGUCUGAACUGAUCAGAUUAUGUUCAGAACUUGAAAUAAACAAUUCGUCUUACGACGUUCCGGCUUAUGUUUCCCAAUUCCAUCCGAACACCGACGAAUACAUGUUAUGUUAAAACUCGCAAGGGGACCAAAAAAAACCCCGAAAAAUAAACUAUUAAGUUGUGACUCUUAAUAUCUCUUGACAAACUAUUGUUAAAGAGAAAAUUCUAUCGACAGAUGACAUUUUAUUGUCUUCGCGAAUAACACGGUAACAAUACUUUCAUUCGAUAACGGCAGGUGCCCCGAUUGUACGGGUUCAGUCUACAUAUACAAAAUAUACCUUUCAGAUAUAUGUGAUAGAAGACAACAAAACAAAUCUCUUAUCUGUAGAAUGUUUUCAUUUUAAACGCAUUUUUAACAAAAUACUAGUAUAAACACAUUAUACACAACGAUAAUCAUUAUCGGUAGACACUUUAUACCUCUUAAGAGCAGUGCUUUCUAACCAACGAGAUGGCGACCGUGAAAAAUUCCGAAAGUCUUUAUUAAUCUGAAUCUCUGGAAAUUCUGUGUAAUUAUUGUUUGUCAGAUUAAGGAGAACAUCCUUAAACAUCGGAUCAAGUGCGACACGUUAACUGUUUAGGAAACCAUCAUCAUAUGGCGAAGACGUUAUAUAUACAGCGACCAAUUAAUCAAGCAUUAACUACCUCUGUCUGUAACAACGGGUCUGUCCUAAUAAGAAGGUUGGCAAACCAGUGGUACAGUAAAUGUAUAUAUAUCAAAAAUUAUUAUAAUCUAUAGCAGUUAUAAAGAAGUGGCGUCCCAUAUAUUAGUAAAUAUAAAUCGGUGGUUUUAGAAACAGUGGUAGCUAUAGGGAGGUUUCCUUUAAAAGUGGUAACUGCGUAUAGACACGUGACCUUUGACAGUGGUAGCUAUAAAAAGGUGACCACCCAAACAGUGGUAGUUAUCCAUUGCAGAUAAGUGGACUCCCGAACAGUUAUAGAAAUAAUAAGGUGGCCUUAAAACAAUGGUAGAUAUAUAUAGAUGGCCUCCCAAAUAGUGGUAGAUAUAGAUAGGUGGCCUCUAAAACACUGGUAUAUGUAGAUAUGUGGCUUCAAAAAUAGUGGUAGCUAUACAAAAACGGUGGCCUCUCAAACAGUGGUAGCUAUGUAUAGGUGGCCUCCCAAACAAUGGUAGAUAAAGAUAGUGGCCUCUCAAACAGUGGUAGCUAUGAAUGGGUGGCCUCGCUAACAGUGGUAGCUAUGGAUGGGUGGCCUCGCUAACAGGGGUAGCUAUGGAUAGGUGGCCUUCCAAACAGUGGUAGAUAUAGAUAGGUGGCCUCCCAAACAGUUGUAGAUAUAGAUAGGUGGCCUCGAAAACAGUUGUAGAUAUAGAUAGGUGGACUCUCAAACAGUGGUAGAUAUAGAUAGGUGGCCGCCAAAACAGUUGUAGAUAUAGAUAGGUGGCAUCCCAAACAGUGGUAGAUAUAGAUAGGUGGACUCUCAAACAGUUGUGGAUAUAGAUAUGUGGCAUCCCAAACAGUUGUAGAUAUAGAUAGGUGGCCUCUCAAACAGUGGUAGAUAUAGAUAGGUGGACUCUCAAACAGUUGUGGAUAUAGAUAGGUGGACUCUCAAACAGUUGGAGAUAUAGAUAGGUGGACUCUCAAACAGUUGUGGAUAUAGAUAGGUGGACUCUCAAACAGUUGUAAAUAUAGAUAGGUGGACUCUCAAACAGUUGUAAAUAUAGAUAGGUGGACUCUCAAACAGUUGGAGAUAUAGAUAGGUGGACUCUCAAACAGUUGUAAAUAUAGAUAGGUGGACUCUCAAACAGUUGUGG
This is a messenger RNA of Mizuhopecten yessoensis (Yesso scallop), 4553 nucleotides long. Its product is annotated as carnosine synthase 1-like. The record is from RefSeq and is a predicted model, not a curated record. Gene Ontology annotation, biological process: carnosine biosynthetic process. The transcript has 6 exons. Lineage: Eukaryota; Metazoa; Mollusca; Bivalvia; Pectinida; Pectinidae. Bases 29 to 2854 code for a protein of 941 amino acids. Gene Ontology annotation, molecular function: ATP hydrolysis activity; metal ion binding; carnosine synthase activity.